AUGGAGGCAACACCUAUAGGAGAAUCAAUCAAGACAUCGUGUGAACGAUGUCGACGUCGAAAGAUCAAGUGUGAUCGUAAAAGACCCUGCUCGCGAUGUGUCAAAGCAGGAACAGAAUGUAUUUUACAAGGAACUGGCGAAAAGCAGAGGCCCGUCUCCAAAAGCUAUGUGCACGCUUUAGAGGGACAAAUUAGUGCCCUGGAGCAGGUUAUUCGCAAGUUGGCUAUUGCGGAUAACGCAGAAAGAGAUGAGAUUCUGUCGGAACUGCCUCUGACGACGGCACCGGACAACGGUGGACUAGAUGAACAGCCUCAGCCAGACGUCGCGGCUAAUCAUGAUGUUGCAGCUGCGCGUGUACGUGCCGGGCAGUUAAGACGUCCGCGAGACGGCAAUGCGACACAGUUCUUUGGCGGAACUAGUUCACUUCAUAUUCACUUCUCAAGGGACGAAUCGCAGAUGACAUCUCCUCCCUCGGGAAAUGAGGACGGUACAAUGGCACCAGCUGACAGCCAGUUUGUUUUGGGAAUAGCAGCAACAACAACCACAACAGGGUUCACGCCUGAAGAGUCAAGCCCUAGUAGUGGGUGCUUUCAAUAUGCGCCUCAUGAUGAAACGUCUCAAAUGUUGAUGGCCGCCUUUUUCAAGGAACAGUACCAGUACAACAUGGUGGUUUACCGCGAAUACUUUUUACGAGACUACGACAUUGGCUCUGGGAGAUAUUACUCAGAUUUGCUCCUAUACUCGAUGUGCUCGCUCUCAGCCCUCCUGUACGACGACUUUUUCAAAUUAUCUGACGUAUUUUCUGGUCAAGCCCAAGCACUGCUUUUUGGGACCUUGGAUAAACCUGACCUUACCACGCUCCAAGCGCUUAUCCUGCUUGGGCAUCGAGAGAUUGCUGUAGGGCAAGCGUCUAAAGGGUGGCUCUUUUGUGGUAUGGCUUUUCGACUCGCUCACGAGAUGGGUUUGCACCUUGAUCCGAGUAACUGGGAUGGCUCCACGGGAUCAUCAAGGGAGAGAGAGAUCCUCCGUAGGGUCUACUGGGGAAUCUUCAUAGCCGAUAAGCAGUUGAGUCUGUACUUUGGUCGACCUCCAGCUCUCUACCCCAGCGAAUCAGACGUACGGAAUACAAUCCGGAUGCAAUAUCCUCCGGACUGGCAAAACCUGUUCGAGACGUAUAUUUGCAACAAUGCGACGGUGUCAGAGUACGAGAACGGCGUUGCGCUAGUGGGCUCUUUCAUAUAUCAAGCAGAACUGUCCAAAAUUAUCCACGUCAUGAUUACGGAUCUCUUUGAAAACCGGCGAGGCGAUGUCGAUCCUGCGAUUGCAGCGGCCAAAUCUCGCAAGAUUCAUCUGUCUCUAACGAAAUGGCUGGCGAGUCUUCCGGGUACACUGCAUUGGAAUCAAUGGACAGUUGGCCAAGUGCCAUCGCCGGUGCUACACUUGCACUUGUUGUUUCACACAGUCAUGAUUAUUCUCCAUCGACCGCCGUCAAACAUGUUCGAGAAGCCCGGGAUCUCUGAAAGCGAAGACGUCGAAAUUUGUUACGAGUCAUUACAAGCCAUAUUGCGCCUCAUGCGAAGUUAUUCGCGUUUCUAUCGGUACAGAUCUCUUCCUCUGGACUUUGUACAAACGCUUUCCACGGCUGCAGGAGCUGUUAUGAUGAAGCGGUUCUUCCAAAAGUCCUCAUGGGAUGAUCCUGACAUAGAACGGUCGCUGUCGCUGUUGACGGAGGCCAUGGAUGACAUACAAAAUACUUGGCCAUGUGUCAAGGAGAUUCGUGAUUGCGUUACUGUGGCAAGACAACGACGCGAGACAACUGUGCCACCAUCUGUGCCUCUGAAUGCGCCGGAUUUGAUGAAUGGGCUGGAGCUUGGUAGUGCUGACGCCACGAAUGACUUUAUGACCAGCUUUGAAGACGACCUCGGCACAUUGAUCACAGACGAAUUUCUGAGUGCUCAACUCCAAGUCCAGGAUGGGAGUGCAUUCGAUCUGGAGCCGUUUGACUUUAACAACCCGCCAGGGAGAAUAGAUUCCCGGCAAUGA
Molecule: messenger RNA, 2043 nt
Organism: Pochonia chlamydosporia 170
Lineage: Eukaryota; Fungi; Ascomycota; Sordariomycetes; Hypocreales; Clavicipitaceae
Product: transcription factor
Exons: 5
Coding region: 1-2043 (680 amino acids)
Biological process (GO): DNA-templated transcription; regulation of DNA-templated transcription
Molecular function (GO): zinc ion binding; DNA-binding transcription factor activity, RNA polymerase II-specific; DNA binding
Source: RefSeq, a predicted model, not a curated record